This is a messenger RNA of Musa acuminata subsp. malaccensis (wild Malaysian banana), 2440 nucleotides long. RefSeq lists its product as uncharacterized. The record is from RefSeq and is a predicted model, not a curated record. Gene Ontology annotation, molecular function: ubiquitin binding. NCBI's taxonomy places the organism in Eukaryota, Viridiplantae, Streptophyta, Magnoliopsida, Zingiberales, Musaceae.
UUAUUACAUUUCAUCUCCGUUUCUGUUCGCCUUUUCGUCUUCUUGUUAUUGCUCCUCUCGUCGAUUCGCCGGGAGAGCGCUUCCCUCCUGUGCGCUACGGACUCUUCGCCUCGUCCUUCUUGGGGGGUUUUCCAUCGAAGCUACGCAGCCGAUCGAUCGGUUCACCCACUUGGCUUUCCCGUCCUCGUUCCUUAUCCGGGCGAUCGGGUUAUAUAUGAUCGAAUGAUAGCAUGGGUUACAAGGAGGUUUACGCUUCUCUUCAAGAAAUCUUCCCGCAGGUUGAUUUCCGCAUACUGAAGGCUGUUGCUAUUGAACAUGCUAAUGAUGUUGACACUGCAGCUGAAUCUAUUCUCUUAGAAGUGUUGCCAUCUAUAACUGGAUCCUGUGAAGCAUCAUGUACCUUGCAAGAUAAAGAUGCAAUGAAGCAUCCCUCAUCCGCAGUUGGGAAGGAUAAACAGCCUAUGUUGUUUGGCCUACAAGAAGUGGAGGAAGGGAGAAGAUAUAAUUUAGGACAAGAGCCAGUUGCAUGUGAAACUACAGUUUCUAAUGGUUAUACAAGUUCUCAUGUGAUGUCAACAUGCAUUGGCGAAGCAGAUCCCAGAGACUUAGAGGUUGGAAUUGUGGAUUAUUCAAAGGGGUUGGAGUGUCCAACAUCACACUAUAAUUUUUUUAAGGAGCUGAACACAACUCAAACUGAUUUGGAGCCAAAUUUUAUGGAGAGGGGAAUUGAUCUAAUCUCCGAUAUAGAAAAUAUCUCAGUUCAUGGUAAGUCACAUGUGCAUGACGAGCUUGUGGAUUUUGCUCCUUGUAAUACGAGCAGUCAGGUUAACGUUGGCCUAGUAAGUCCUGGUUCAACACAUGAUGAUCGUCCUUUGGGGCAAAACGACGUGCAAUCAUUUAUUGGAGAAUCAGAAAAUGUAAUUAAUGAGUUGCAUGAUAGUGCUCAAAUAGAUUCAUCAGCAGUUGCUUCAGUUGUUGGCUGUGAUGUUCAGAAUGCUUCAGUGGAACCAUUUGAAAGGAAUUCUGAUGACUUGGGGAACAAGAUGAUAAUGAAGGAUGGGAGCUUCUCCAUAUAUGGUUCUGAGGAACAAUCAGGAUGGUCGUUUCAGCCUGCCAUUGCUCAGUGUGUCUAUGAGUUAGAAGCUAAUACUGUUUCAGCUGGUGCUAUAUCAGGUGAAGAUUUUAAAGAUUUUGGUGAAGCUGCGGGUUCUUGGGGGUGUGGCAUCAAUCAGGUUACAACCACUACUGCUGAAUGUGAAGAACUGCACUCUAAGUUGGUAGAUGAGAGUAUUGUCGAUUUAUCUUUUGAGAGAGGAAUUCUUUCUGCUAAUGAUGAUAAUCUGACUGCAACUCUGCUGGCCCGAUCAGGCCACUUUGUUAACAUUGAUUAUCUUGAAGAUCUUAUUUCUGAUGCUAAAAGCAACAAGAAAAAAAUGUUAUCUGCCAUGGAAUUGAUAACUGAGAGGAUGAAAGAGCUGGAACAUCUGAAGGAAAGAAACAAGAAGGCCCAAGAAGAAUCUUCCUGUGCUGGUCUAGAUACUCUUACCAAGGUGGAAGAACUCAAGAAGAUAUUAAAAGACACAAAGGAAGCAAAUGACAUGCAUGCUGGUGAGGUUUAUGGUGAGAAGGCUAUAUUGGCAACGGAAGCUCGAGAGCUCCAGUCCAGACUCCACAGUUUGUCAGAUGAAAGAGAGAAAUCGCUGUCGCUGAUUGAUGAGAUUCACCAAGCCCUUGAAGCACGCAUAGCUGCUGUGGAGGAGGAAAUUGUAGCAGCUGAACAAGAAAAGCUCAAGAAGGAAGAACUAGCUCGCAAGUCUCUUAGCGAACAAGAAGCCACUGUGGCUUCCAUAGUGGAAGAGUCAAAGAAGCUGCAAGAAGAAGCAGGAGCUAACUCCAAGUUGAGGGAGUUCUUGAUGGACCGUGGCAGCAUAGUUGAUGCACUCCAAGGCGAGAUUGCUAUCAUCUGCGAGGAUGUUAUGUCGCUAAAAGAAAGAGUUGAUGGCCGUGUACCGUUGGGUAGAUCUUUUUGUUCGAUGACUUCUAGCUUAGUGGCUUCAUCAAGCUCGUCCUACCCUUGUAGGACCAGACAUUCAUCAGAAGAGGUGCUUCAGCAUGAAGAUUUUACCAUGACGCCUGCAAUCACUGGGAAUGAGCAACACGAGGUACAGCAGCCUGAAAACCGCAACGACAUUCAUGGAGCAUCUGUGGAUGACGGCUGGGAGAUACUAAAAGGUGGAGUUUCGUGCUAGCUAGACUAGCGGGGAGUUACGAUUCAAGAGCUUGUAAACUAAUUAGUCUUUGUUCUUCAAGUUAGAUAGUGAAACGGCAGGCAGUGGUGCCACAGUUUCGUUUCGUUUCCUUUUUUUUUAAUUUUGUUCAUAUUUUGUGGAUGUCCUGUAAAAUUGUCAUCGUGGACUUGAAGCCAUUUCGUUGCUUCGUA